UCACGGCCCGGCGGAGUGGACGACGUGAGUGUGCGUACGUGAGCCUGUCAAAGCCGACGCCGGUCGCACAGAUGCUGCUCACCUCGCCUGCUAGUCUCUGACGGGAACAACUCGGGGACGAAACCGCACAUUGUGGCAACUACUAUUGUUUUUAGAUAUAUCUCGCGAAUACACUGAAGAUGCAGUCCCAGGGCAGCACGUCAUCGCAACCCUCCUUCGACUCCCUGAGCUCCAGCGACAGCCUCCUGUUCAGCGACUUGGACGACACUGACGUAUUCCUGACCGACGCGUCCUCCUCGUCGGCGCUGCUGGACACUGCGGAGAGCACACCGGCCGCCGCCAACGCCAGCCGGGCGUCCGACAGCCCCGGGUCACAGUGGGCGUGCGACGGGUUCAAAGAUGAAGAAGAGGACGCAUACUCGGGCGACAUGGCGCCACCUGAGGUUCCAAAAUCGGAGGGAGACCUGCUGUUUGCCCAGAAGUGUGCUGAGCUCCAGGGUUUUGUCAGGCCCCUGAUGGAGCUGCUAAAUGGGCUGAAGAAAGGCCGGUUCGAUCGCGGUCUAAGUAGUUUCCAGCAGAGUGUCGCCAUGGAUCGCAUCCAGCGAAUCAUAGGCGUUUUACGGAAACCAAACUGCGGGGAGAAGUAUCUGAACACGCUUCUGCAGGUGGAAAUGAUGCUGAAGGUGUGGUUUCCCCAUAUCUCCACUCAACCGGUCUCUGCCGCCUCUAGCGUUGCCAAUUCGCCCGCCCGCUCCCUCCAAGACGCGACGGGCACCACGCCGCCACACAAGCACAGGGAUCAGCUGCAUAUCCCGGUUAAGAAACGCCGACUCAGCUGGACGGGAACUGAGUCUCCUACGCCUUCUCCGGGGCUCCCCAAGUGCCCUCGCCUCAAUGCACAAGAGAAGAAGAAGCAGGACGAGAGUGGAGAAGAAGAGGAAGACAAAGAAGGAGGCAGGUCCCCUCCUCCUUCGUCCUCAUCUUCACACCAAAUUUCCCCAACCGCCGGGCCAAAGGGAAACGACAGCGACUGUGACGAUUCGGGUAAGCCGACAGACUACAGAACGGGUCGGGGGUCCGAGCCCAGCCUCACGUGGGUGCACGUCGCCCCCAUCCCGUCUCCGCGGAAGACUGGCUCGCCGACAUCGAGCGGCGACGAGAACGGGCCCGGCCCGGCCACGCAGGACAGCGCAGUCUCUUCCACUACGCCCCCCAAGCACAGCAAAAAUCAAAAGAAAUCCGCACGCUGCCAAAGUCAACCUGUCACCGAGCAGGGCGACGACACCCGCCAAGGUCCUAGUCGGGUUGUCAAGCCUUUAAACCGGGUUGGCCCCGCCCCCGCGGAGACUUGAGAGCCUUAGGAAAGAAGAGACGAGAUCGGAGGAAGUCUACGAACGCUGCCUGAGGAAAAUCAAACGCGUGUGGAUAAUCACAAAUAGGUGUGCGAAGAAAUAACGGAGGACUUUUCGUACGCCAUCUGCUCCUCCUUGACUAUGUGUUGUGCGCAACGGGUCUGCCAUCUUGGAUAGCAAACCGCGGCAUACCUAGUAGGACAAAAUACAAUAGAUUGCAUAUAUUAAGGGAUAUUAUCUUUGAUAUUGAUUUAACAUCCUCUCAAAAAGAGUUCAAUGUUAAUGGUUUUUAAGCGGUUUAUUACACUCCAAAUGACGUCAACUCUAAAGCUAAAGAUAAAAAAAGCUAAUUAUUAUGUAUAUAUUUGAGGUCGACAAAUGCAGAUGCCAUUACCGAUAUGUAUAAAAAAAAAAUUCAGCCGAUAGCCGGUAUACUUUUUUUUUUUUUUUUUUUUUUUUUAAAGCACGGAGAUAAUGAAAGGCAAUUUUAAAAAAAAUGCUUCAACAACAACAAAACUCACAACGAUGACCUGAGACUUAAAGGAUUAAUUUGGUCUAGUAUUACCAAACCAACAAAUGCAGCACUUCUUUUUAUAAUUAUUCGCACUCAGCAAGAAUAGUACAUGAUUUUCAAAUAAUUAAACCCACCAGGAUGUCUCAAUCAGAUGUGAACAAGUGAGUUUAAAACGAGGCUCGCCAUGCUAACACAAAUAAUAUGCUAAUGCUAUGAGUUACAUUUAGAGUAAGGAUCACUAUGGAAACACCUUAAAAGGCUAAAGCAGUAUUGCAUAUUCUCUCAUGCGAGAUAAAAAAAAAAAAUCUUACAAUAUUUAAAAAAAGGCAAGCCAGAAGCUUCCUGUAGCAGCCUGCCUUCAAGCCAAUACUACCUGACUGCGUCCGACACCCGCUACAAACAACGCCCACAUGUUACGGUAGAUAUCACAUGUAUAUAGAACUAGAUGUGAAAUGACAGACUCGGCGGCGUGAGUAAACAGCCGCCAUUUUGAAGCAAUAGACUUCUCAGGAAGGCUCUUGUGGCGAACCUUCCUAGUGAACCUAAGUAACUUUUUAUCUAAAAUACUCCUAAAUCAGCAAAAUCUUGACUUGAAUCUAUCUCUAAAUGAUGAAACAAAACUUACACAUGUCGAAAGUAGACAGAAGGUAAAUAAUGCAAUAACUGGAGCAAUUCUAAUCACUUUUAACGGUUUAGUCACAACAUUACUUAACUUUCAAACAUAGCAAAGGUUAUGGUCUCGUUAUCGCAAUAUCUGCAAUACCAUUGUGUCUAGUAAAGUUUAGGGUAAAGAAUUGGGCAAGAGCCUAUUGUCCCCAAAACCCUAUGAACUUCACAUAGUACAAUGAACAAUUUUUUUUCACCAUCGUACCAACAGCAUGCGUGGUUUGGAGGGGCGUAGUUUGUAUGAGGCGUGGUUUGUAGUGUGGUUGCAGCUGCAGUCAGACCCUUCUUCAAGCUGCUGCAGGGUCCUUCCGGGGUCCUACUGUCAGUCAGCGGCAGCCACAGUUGCCCACACAGAUGCCUGAUCUAAAUCCGUUUUUAUCAGAUUUUUUUUUUGUUGAUCGGCCGAUGUUAGAAAAGACUCCAUAUAUCGGCCAGCCAGAUUUAAUUGUUCUUUUUAGUCAUUUUUUCUUUUAACAUUUUACCAAGUCAUAAUCCCGUUUAGUCCUAAUUAAACAAUCAUAAAAUUAAUAAUCAGGUAGGCCACACUUGUAUAGCAAAAUGUCAAUAUUGUAGCCUACAUGACUCAAAAUGUGAUGUAUGCGGAUGUCAAGCCUUUGAGAUUUUUAUUAUUACUACCCAAAAAAAGUAAAACCGGUCCUCAAGAGCCGUAGUGGGUCCUGGUCUUGGUUCCAGCAGAUCCAGCAAAGACAGUUUAACCAAUGAGGUUUCUGCUGGAACAAGAAACACCUGACUGUGAUCAACUGAUUGCGCUCGCAAGACACCAGAUUGUUGAAAAGCUUUCCUCUUGAUGUGUUAGAACGGAAACCCACUGUGGCCCUUUGUGGAAUAGUUAGCCCACCCCUGCUGUACAGGGUGAAAUGAACCUGGAAAAACUGGGAAUCUAUCUAUCCUACUCAAUAAGACAAAAUAUAUUUUUUAUAUUCCAUUCUUGGCACGCAAUUGUCCCCUUCCCAAGAUGGCCGACCCGUUCCGCAUGCGCAGGACACGUAACGUUCCUGAACGCGUACUUAUGAGGACUGCAAGAAAACUUGAAAAGCUCAAAAAAGACUGACUGAACCACUUCCUAUCACCGGAGGAAGUCGCUGAUGAUGUAACCUUUUACGGGUUGUAGAUAGACACAACAAGAAAAAAAGGAAAAUCAAGCGUACGCAAUGAAGCAUCCAUACUGUAGCGAACGCCCGUCGCGUUCCAACACAUCGGAGACUGUGGGACGAAACGAUGUCAUCAACUCACGAAUGUAAGCCAAGAACGAAUCGCCGCGCCGCCGGAACAACGCCGACGGUUAAUUUAUCUGCAUUUUAUUUAUUCUACUUUGUAUUUAUUUAACGGGCAGCUGAGGAAAACGCACACAGGGGCCGUCGACCUUUUUUAUGAUAUUGUUGACACGUGUGUUUUUCUUUCUCUCAUCAAGAAGCAGGAAGUUUUGAACUGUCGGACUACUGUGCCUUUUACCAAAUAGGAUGUGUUUAUUUUUGUUUUUCAAGAGAAGCAAUUGGUGCUUAGGAGUGCACUUUGAAUGAAUUUUGAUUGUUUGCUUUCACACAAAAACAACACAUCUUGACAGUAGUCACCUUUAACUUUCUUCCAACAUAAUCACACUCUAUCGUUAGCCUGAAAUCGAGCAUUGACCGCGAUAGGCGUCUGAUCCGAGCCAAUCGGUUGGACGUCUAUCACGGUCAAUACGCACGCGCUAAUGCAGGUUAACACCUUCCGCUAAUCAAACCCAGUCUCCAACGGUAUUUCCGCAAACAAGCCGCCAGCCUUUUUCUUUUGCUCCGUUCGGUUCCGAGCCGAAUCCAAGGAGCCGCACUGAAGGUUGGCGUUGAGAAACUUGAAAAAUGAUAGCAAAAUGUAAACAUUAGGGAGGAAGCGGUCUUGACUGGCAAACCGCACCGGACGACCAAUUCAUGCAAAAGUCUUGUAAAUAUUUCUACAAAACUAUUUUUCAAAGUAUUUCCAUUGAGCGAGGACGUAGCAGCCACAGAGCCACAGGCAGCCUCCAUGCAACCGCCUUUAUUGUUAUUGUUUUAUUUUUCAUUUGAAGCUUUUUAAUCAGGAUUUUUUUGGUAAUGUUUUAAACUUCUUUUUUUGCGAUAUACAGUACAUUAAAAAAAAAAAAAUCCCUUUUUUUGUUAUGGUCAAAAUUUGUUUCUUGGAUUACAUUGGAUUAUUUGUAAUUGUUUAGUUUUUUUCCCCCAUCAUUUUUUAAAAUUUGAUUAAAGUUUGUCAUUUUGAGUUUUAUUUCAACUUUUUUUGUUUUUUACACUUUUCUUACUUUUGUUGUAAUAAUUGGGUUUGAAUUCAUUUUGAGGUUGUUUUUUUUUUUUUUUUU
Molecule: messenger RNA, 4885 nt
Organism: Corythoichthys intestinalis (scribbled pipefish)
Lineage: Eukaryota; Metazoa; Chordata; Actinopteri; Syngnathiformes; Syngnathidae
Exons: 6
Coding region: 180-1352 (390 amino acids)
Biological process (GO): negative regulation of DNA-templated transcription; circadian regulation of gene expression
Cellular component (GO): nucleus
Molecular function (GO): RNA polymerase II cis-regulatory region sequence-specific DNA binding
Source: RefSeq, a predicted model, not a curated record